CUGCACUCUUUGUCCUCGUUAGUAGGGUAAAGUACGUACCUCGUACGAGUACGAGUACGUGACGCAAUUGUCAUUAAAUUCUGCGACACAUUUGUUUCCCUCGCCGUUUGUGAAGAUCGGGCUCUCGACUGCGGAAGGAAGCAGUGAACUUCUCGCUACAAAUUGGUAGCUGCACCUCAGUCCGAUUCGUUGAUCAAUUCCCAAGAGACAGAAGCCGACGACAAAGGACGAAGCACAUUGCUUACACACGGAACAAAAGCAACAAGCCAGCGAUCGCCAAAACCAAAUUUGAUUCGCGUUCGACACAGCCAGAGGCAUUUCGAUUCGUUUUGACCCGGCUCCACAUAUCGCUAUCUUCUGUCUGCCCUUUGUGAACACGACAACCGAACGACCGAUCAGUAGAUUGAAGGAAACCCGCAAUAGAAAUUGAACAAGAAAACAGCCUCAAAACCUAACGCCCAACGAAUAAACCAUAUCAAUAACAUGCCCGAUGCUUUCCCCCGAAGCCUCCGAGCGGCCUCAAAACGAGACAGACAUGGGGAACAACGCAGCAGGGACUCGUCGCAAACAUCGUCGUUGGUCACAGCGCCAUCUAGGAGCAACGGUAUGAUUUCUCCGCCCCUAGAAACCCCGCGAGUCUUGACCCGUAGCGCCAUUACGGGCCUCACCCACGGUCUCGACGCCAGCGACGUCCUCGAGUGCUACUCGCUGGUCCGAUCGGCACCCCUUCACGGGGUAGCUAACUCGACCAUCACGGUCCAGAAGAUGACCAUCGGAAUCCGCUUCCGGCCGACGGCAGCCGACCUCAAAAAUCCCUACAACACCAAGACACCGAUGGAGCUUACCCUCGAGUACGGACCCGCGCGGCUGGGCCCUCUGCUCAGCGACGAGGCGAUGCCGACCGUGCAAGGGAACGACAAGUCCUCCUCGUACCUAGUAUGGGAUAAUAUCGGGAAGGUCUACUUUACCCAGAAGAUUGAUGCUGGCAACUAUAUCAACUCGAACUAUAUGGCUAGCAUGACCGGGGCCGUCCUCAACAAGCUUCUCCACGAGGCCGUAGGGUACACGGAGAAGCGAAAGAUCUACCAACCCUUUUCGGUGUAUUCCGACAAGGGCAAGCGACUCAUGAGAUCCUCCUCGUCGAUGGACUUUGCGUGGUACGUCUGGUCUCAUCUGGCCCGGCUGGGUGUGGAGAUCGAGCCCAUCCUAUCGCCGUCGAUGUACGAGGCACGCCUGUACGCAAAAUCCGCCAACAAGGUCUUUCCGGAUCCUGCUUCAACCCGCGCGGCUGCAUCCUUUUACGAACACCUAUACGGCUGUCUGGAGUCGAUUGCCAGCCGGUCGGUCUGGUCGUCUGGCAAAAGCAGCCAGCUGCCGGGCGACAAUGUCGAAAGCAACGGCGUCGAAAAAGCGCGCGACAAACCCUCUUCUUCCUCUGGUGCAAACAACAGCGAUGGCGCCCGACGAGGCAACAGGAGAUUAGAAGAUCGCAAUGAUGGACCUGAUUGGGAAACCAGGGAAGAUGGGAAUGGCGAUUAUGACGAUGAUGACGGCGAUACAAUAGACCACGAUGACGAUGUUGACGUGACAGCCCUAGACACGGAUGAAGAAGGCUACGAUGACAACGGCGACGACAACGGCGAGAUUGAAAACGAAAAGGAUCUUCAAGACGACGACGUAAGAAUUUCUUCCAGUUAUGACGAGGCACGCGAAUCCGGAACCACGAGCACACAAGAAGUACCCAAGCGGCUGCCCUCAAAUGAGUUGCCGAAUCGGAAUGAUCCAACCCCAGGUCCAUCGGAAACCACCUACCCAACCGCACUCCCCACCGAGGGCAUACAUGAUGUCGAAAAGGCCCAGAACGCGGCCAUGGACGCGCAGAAGGCCGCCGACGAAGCGAUGAUCGCGGCACAAACGGAGGGUGAGACCAAGGCAGCCGAUGCCGCCCAAGCCGCAGCGGACGCCGCCCUGGUAGCGGCCGAUGCGACGUCCAGCGCGGCCGCCCAGGCGGCAAUGGACAAUUUGCUGAGCGGGGACGGAGCGUUGAUGAGCUCGAUCGUCUCGACGUGUUUUUCCAAUCCGACGUAUGGGAUCUCAUCGACGGAUUCCAACGGGACCGCCACCACCGAGUUCUACUUGUUCCGGGACCCGUCGACGUACUACAAGCUAGAGUUGGUGAGUCCCUAUCUUGAGAUCGCAAAAUUAGACCGGACCAUUCCCAAUGCGGCAACCCUACUCUCAGGAAUGAGUGCUGGGGGCGAUGCCCUGGACUGGACUCUUGCUCUGUCGAUUUUGUUCAUAAUGUUUUUGAUGGUGCUACUGAUCUGCCAGCAAAUGGGCAAGCACUACAUAGAGGCAAUUUUCCGGUGCCAGCGGUGGUUCUUCAACCCCCGCAAGUACGACUACGAGGGAUCGACGAUCUCCGGGGUUCAGUCGGGAUCACACUUCUUUUUUGGAAAGCGCGGCAUUCCGAUCAGCAUGGGAGGCCGGCGUUCUCCAUAUGCGGAGGACAUCGUUGCCACCGACGGCGAGCCGUACCGAGAUAACGCCGGUGACGAAAUGGACAACGACAAGAGGCUGACAAUGUCGCCCGAGAUGCCCCGGAAGCUCCACCGCAAUCCCUCAAUGGAGCUCGAAAUGACGGGAUUUUCGUCGCCGCAGCACGAGCAUCAUCCGCUCACGCCGCGCAACAUAUCCUCGAAGCAAUCCUGGAGGCUCGACCAUUCCAAUUCCGACCAUUCGAGCACUGGAUCUAGCGAGGAGGGCUUUGAAAAAAUCCCCACGCGACUGCUGCGGAAUCCAGAUCUGGUAGAGAUGCCCAGCCUUAAGUCCAAGUCCAAGGUUGCGAUCCCGGUGGGCAGCAGCAGCAACGGCAAAAACAACCAACACGCUUCAAAUGCAAAUGCAACAGCCUACAGGGCCUCCCCAUCGUUUGAGGAGGGAAUCGCGAGCAUUUGAGUAGUGCUUUUGCGUUGGUUUGGUUCGGUCUGUGCAUAUGCGAGCUGCAUCACACACAAGAAGUUAAUGAUAUCCUGUAGUAACUAUUACUACAGCUACGAAUUUAGGUAAUUAGGUAACACAACUGAUUUUCCCUACUUCAUGCAUCGAAUGCAAUGAUUCCAGCUCUGUUAAUGGACUGUAAGUGUUGCAUCUUUCGAUCCAGUGCCCUUGCUCCUGCAAGCUUCUUCUAGUGCAUGAAAACGAGACAAAGAAGGUAUCCAGAGAAGUUAUUUUUUAUUUUUCACAUUCGUACCGGUACUACCGUACCUUAGUUGUUCCUAACAAUUAGGAGCUGUCUCUUAUUUCAUCUCAUUUCUCUUGACAUAGCCAGUGCACGCUGGCCCGCAAUCACCUACGAACCCCAUAACAUUUCGA
Messenger RNA from Pseudo-nitzschia multistriata, 3375 nucleotides. NCBI's taxonomy places the organism in Eukaryota, Bacillariophyta, Bacillariophyceae, Bacillariales, Bacillariaceae. The record is from the annotation of a GenBank genome assembly.